Molecule: messenger RNA, 1339 nt
Organism: Sitophilus oryzae (rice weevil)
Lineage: Eukaryota; Metazoa; Arthropoda; Insecta; Coleoptera; Curculionidae
Product: opsin-1
Exons: 8
Coding region: 138-1277 (379 amino acids)
Biological process (GO): G protein-coupled receptor signaling pathway; phototransduction; visual perception
Cellular component (GO): membrane
Molecular function (GO): G protein-coupled receptor activity
Source: RefSeq, a predicted model, not a curated record
UUUUCUAAGAUUCCACGUUGAGUCGCGUCGACAGCGUCCUUCAGGUGUUUAAAUUAAAUGAAAAAAUACAAAAAAAUCAAGAAAAAAGCAACGUUUAAAUAUUUGGAGUACAACCACAAACACACGUAGAUAUCAAAAUGUCUGUGAUGGGAGAACCUAGUUUCGCUGCUUGGGCAGCACAAAGGGCUGUAGGAUUUGGUGGAAAUAUAACUGUAGUAGACAAGGUUCCACCUGAAAUGCUCCACAUGGUCGAUGCUUAUUGGUACCAGUACCCACCCAUGAACCCCUUAUGGCACGGUAUUCUGGGGUUCGUCAUUGGUGUUUUAGGAGUAAUAUCAAUUGCAGGAAAUGGCAUGGUGAUUUAUAUAUUUAGCAGUACCAAAGCUCUGAGGACCCCAUCGAACUUGUUGGUUAUAAAUCUGGCACUGUCCGAUUUUCUCAUGAUGUUUACCAUGUCUCCUCCUAUGGUUAUUAAUUGUUAUAACGAGACUUGGGUACUAGGUCCUCUUUUCUGCGAAAUCUACGGCAUGUUUGGUUCGCUGUUCGGCUGUGGCUCCAUCUGGUCAAUGACAUUUAUCGCCUUGGACAGAUAUAACGUCAUCGUCAAAGGACUCAGCGCUAAGCCUCUAACACACAAGACGGCCAUGUUGCGAGUUUUGCUAAUUUGGGCCAUGUCGGUUGGGUGGACCAUUGCGCCCAUGUUCGGGUGGAAUAGAUACGUUCCUGAAGGUAACAUGACUGCGUGCGGCACUGACUAUCUCUCCAGAGAUAUACUGAGCGUUAGCUAUAUCUACGCGUACGGAUUCUUCGUCUACUUCUUGCCAUUGUUCAUCAUAAUCUAUUCGUACUUCUACAUUGUUCAGGCUGUAGCAGCUCACGAAAAAUCAAUGAGGGAACAAGCCAAGAAAAUGAACGUUGCCUCUUUAAGAUCUUCGGAGGCAUCGCAAACUAGUGCCGAAUGCAAACUGGCCAAAAUCGCCCUUAUGACCAUUUCCCUAUGGUUCAUGGCGUGGACUCCAUAUUUGGUCACUAAUCUUUCGGGAAUUUUGGGCAAUUCCAAAAUCACACCGCUGGCAACGAUAUGGUGCAGCUUAUUUGCUAAAGCCAAUGCCGUUUAUAAUCCUAUAGUGUAUGGAAUAAGUCAUCCGAAGUAUCGGCAAGCACUCCACAAGAAAUUCCCGUCACUGGCGUGCGCUGGAGAACAACAACGGGACGACACAACAUCUGUGGUAUCAGAAGCCACACAUGUAACAGCUGAUGAAAAACCAGCAGUAUAAGAAAAAUUAUUAACUAAUCUAAAUUUGUAUAUAUUGUUAAAAAAUAAACCCUGCAAUAAAGA